Molecule: messenger RNA, 2386 nt
Organism: Neoarius graeffei (lesser salmon catfish)
Lineage: Eukaryota; Metazoa; Chordata; Actinopteri; Siluriformes; Ariidae
Gene: prkar1ab
Product: protein kinase, cAMP-dependent, regulatory, type I, alpha (tissue specific extinguisher 1) b
Exons: 11
Coding region: 154-1284 (376 amino acids)
Biological process (GO): regulation of protein phosphorylation
Cellular component (GO): cAMP-dependent protein kinase complex
Molecular function (GO): cAMP-dependent protein kinase regulator activity
Source: RefSeq, a predicted model, not a curated record
GAAUUGACGUCAAUGGCAGUGUUGGAUUGGUUUCGGCCAUUUCCGGUGCAGCAGAGAAACCGUUCGACAGUUGAAGAGAAAAUAAUAAGACGCAAAAAUCCGAGGUAAAAGGACUUUAGUUUGAUCAGAAGGUCUGACGAGAGCUUGGUCAGAAUGGCAUCCAGCAGUGAAGAGGAGAGGAGCCUGCGCGAGUGCGAGCUCUAUGUGCAGAAGCACAACAUCCAGCAGCUGCUGAAAGACUGCAUUGUGCAGCUGUGCACGGCGCGGCCUGAGAGGCCCAUGGCUUUCCUCCGAGAAUACUUCGAGAGACUUGAAAAGGAACAGGCUAAGCAGUUGAUUAACCAACAGAAGGCAAGCUCACGUUCAGACUCGCGUGAGGAUGAGGUUUCUCCUCCCAUGAACCCAGUGGUAAAAGGCCGUAGGAGAAGAGGAGCCAUCAGCGCUGAGGUCUACACCGAAGAGGAUGCUGCCUCCUAUGUGAGAAAGGUUAUUCCUAAAGACUACAAAACCAUGGCAGCCCUAGCCAAAGCUAUUGAAAAGAAUGUGCUUUUCUCCCACUUGGAUGACAAUGAAAGAAGUGAUAUAUUUGAUGCUAUGUUCCCAGUCACUUACAUCGCUGGAGAGACUGUUAUUCAGCAGGGUGAUGAAGGUGACAACUUCUACGUAAUUGACCAGGGCGAAAUGGAUGUUUAUGUGAACAACGAGUGGGCAACCAGCAUUGGCGAAGGUGGCAGUUUUGGUGAAUUGGCACUGAUCUAUGGUACUCCACGUGCGGCCACUGUCCGAGCGAAGACCAACGUCAAACUGUGGGGAAUCGACAGAGACAGCUACAGGAGAAUACUGAUGGGAAGUACUCUGAGAAAGAGGAAGAUGUAUGAAGAGUUCCUUAGUAAAGUAUCCAUUCUCGAGUCACUGGAUAAAUGGGAGCGUCUGACGGUGGCUGAUGCUCUGGAGCCGGUGCAGUUUGAGGAUAGCCAGAAGAUUGUAGUACAGGGAGAACCAGGGGAUGAGUUCUUCAUCAUCCUGGAGGGAUGUGCAGCUGUACUGCAGAGACGAUCUGAGAACGAGGAGUUUGUAGAAGUGGGUCGCUUGGGACCUUCAGACUACUUUGGUGAGAUUGCCUUGUUAAUGAAUCGACCACGUGCUGCCACUGUAGUAGCCCGAGGCCCACUGAAGUGUGUUAAGCUAGACCGGCCACGUUUCGAACGAGUGCUUGGUCCCUGCUCAGACAUCCUUAAACGCAACAUCCAGCAGUACAACAGCUUUGUGUCACUGUCCGUCUGAACACGUACAAAACUCUAUAAUAACGGGGUUCCACUCAUACAGUUGGCUUUUAUUUCCUUUUUACUGUUCUUUUAUUGCUCCCUGAUACGAGCAUAAUUCAUCUGCACUUGAACAUUGCACUUGCUCUAAAAACGGCAAAACGGCAUCUGUUCUUUCUCAGCGUUGACGUACCAGUGAGCCGACAAUCAAAGCUUACUGAAGAUGAAUCCACAGCUUUUACUGGGCAUCAUUUUUACAUUUAACUAUUUAAGACAAAUGAAGGGGUGAGAUUAUAUUUUUAAAAAGUCUAUUCGAGAAGCAUGUUUGCUUUUUAGCUUGCUUUGCUGUAGCUGAAGUAGUUUUCUAAAAAUAGUUUUGUAAGAUACGAACUGAAUUAGCAUUCUAUAAAAACAGUUCGUGAGAACUUUCCAUAUUGCAUUCAUACACAAACUGUAAGCAUGCUUUAUCAAUCUUUAUAUAUAUUGCCCCUACCGAAGUAACUUUUUUUGAAGAUAUUCACAUCACUAAGAUAUCCUUUAUACGUAGCAUCCCUUGACGUGAAGGAAUUAUAGACGUACAGUCCUGUGCAAAAGUCUUAGGCACAUGUAAAGAAAUACUGUCGACCAAAAAUGGCUUAAAAAUAAAGAAAUGAAAUGUUUCAACAUGUAAAAAAAAAAUACUGUAAGCAGUAAACCAUAAUGAAUGAAACAAAGUCAAUAUUUGGUGUCAGAUGACCCUUUGCUUUAAAAAAAAAUAAUUAAAUCAUAGGUACAGUGAGUGCAGUUUUAUGCGGAAAUGAGCUGUAGGUUUUACUGAGCAUCUUACAGAACCAGCCACAGUUCUUCUGGACACUUUGACUGUCUCACUUGCUUCUUAAUUUUGCACCAAAACCCAGCAGCCUUCAUUAUGUUUACUUUUUUCAUCUGAAAAGUGCUCUUUUAUGUAAUAUGCUGCUCAGAUACAAAUUUUUUUCUGUAAUGUUUAAUUUUGUGCUGAAAAAACAAACAAAUGAACGUUUCUCAUCUCAUUAUGUCUAGCCGCUUUAUCCUGUUCUACAGGGUCGCAGGCAAGCUGGAGCCUAUCCCAGCUGACUACGGGCGAAAGGCGGGGUACACCCUGGACA